CGCCCACUCAGGGAGGUGUCAGGAGUUGGGUUUCUUCAGUUGAAACAAUCAGGAGGCCUCACUCUUGCCCACUUUCCACGAUGAAACAACACUCAGGGCUUGUAUUUCCUUCCUAGAAACAAUGUGUGGAAAGCGUGGACGUGAUGAAGACUUUUCCCAUGUCAGCCCGGUGGUUAAAUAUGCGCUGUUUCUAUUCAACUUCAUCUUCUGGCUCAUCGCCAUGACAAUGAUCGCUAUUGGCGUUUACGCCCGCGUGGAAAAGCAUGCAGAGACGGCCUUGGCGUGUCUCUCGGUGGACCCCGCCUUGAUGCUGUUGGUCAUUGGCGUCCUCAUGUUCAUCAUCACAUUCUGUGGCUGUGUGGGCUCACUGAGGGAAAACAUUUGUCUGCUGCAGUUUUUCUGCAUCAGUCUGACCAUCAUCUUCUUGCUCCAACUGGUUGCAGGUGUGCUUGGAUUCGUCUUCUCAGAUAAGGCGCGCAACAAAGUCACCAAAAUAGUGACCAACGCCAUCGUGCACUACAGAGAGGACAUCGACCUGCAGAACCUCAUCGACUUUGGCCAGAAAGAGUUUGGCUGCUGUGGUGCUGUGUCGUACGGGGAUUGGUCCAAAAAUAUGUACUUCAACUGCACUCCGAGCAAUCCCAGUCGAGAACGCUGCUCUGUGCCCUUCUCCUGUUGCAUCAUCACCAAAGACAAGGUGAUCAACACCAUGUGCGGUCAGGGCAUGCAGGAGAUGGAGUACAUUAAAGCAGGUGACUACAUCUACACCAACGGCUGCAUAGACAAAGUGGUGGACUGGAUCCACAGCAACCUUUUCCUCCUUGGCGGCAUCGCCCUGGGACUGGCUAUCCCUCAGCUUGUUGGCAUCGUCCUGUCUCAGAUUCUCAUUAAUCAGAUUAAAGACCAGAUUGAGCUGCAGAACUACAAGUUCCUGCACCGCACGGACCCGUGGCGCUGAAAGCAUGGCGCACACUAGCAGGUGAUGCCACUUGUUGCUCGACGGGAUUAGUUGUAUGCAAUCCGGAAACAAAGUGGUCACUCGGAAACUGCAACCUCUGCCCCACACGGCACAGAAAGGACAUGGCGAGUCGGCCUGGAACUGGAAGUCAGAUAGUUGAUGAAAUGUUUGCAAAAAUGUAUUUGUUGUUUUCGCUGAUGUAUUAUUAUUCUUCCAUGUGGUUUUUUGUCCUCUGUACAGACCACAUUUUUCAUUUAACUUAUCCCGUUCCAACAUCAAAAUGUUGGCCCAUUCAGGACACGCAGGUUUCUUAAACACAAUUUCCUAAAAUUCCCAGAAUUCCCAUGUUUUCCGAGACAUUUUUCCAAUUGAAAAUGAAUGGGCCGUUUUUCAAACUUGCUCAAUUCCCACAUUUCCCAACAGACUCAAACCGAUCCACACUCCACUCAGCAAUGACAUUUAAACCAACAAAUCCUUCUAAAAAUUCCCUGUUUUUUUACCUAGAAUCCCCACUUUAAAAUGCCACAGUUUUUACCUUCAUUGCUUUCGAUGACUCCUCCCACAUUUUACAAUGGAUUUCAACAGCUCCACCAUCAAAAUAUUCCUCUUAGUUGGGACAGCUAUGAUCAUUAUUUUCGAAACACUUAUUCUCUAUUAAGAAUUUCUCGACCGAUUAGGAAAAUUCCAACACCAACCCAUCCUGUUUACUUACACAGGACAUGUGUGCAAUGUCCCAAAUUCCAAAUACACUAUAUUGCCAAAAAUAUUUGGCCACCCAUCCAAAUGAUCAGAAUCAGGUGUCUAAAAUCAAGCACUUAGGCAUGGAGACUGUUUCUACAAACAUUUGGGAAAGAAUGGGCCGCGCUCAGUGAUUUCCAGCAUGGAACUGUCAUAGGAUGCCACCUGUGCAACAAAUCCAGUUGUGAAAUUUCCUCUAAAUAUUCCAUAGUCAACUGUCGGCUUUAAUAAAGGAAAAUGGAAGAGUUUAGGAACAGCAGCAACUCAGCCACGAAGAGGAGUUUGAAAUUUGGUGGAGGAGGAAUUAUGGUGUGGGGUUGUUUUUUAGGAGUUGAGCUUGGCCCCUUAGUCCCAGUGAAAGGAACUUUGAAUGUUCCAGGAUACUAAAACACUUUGGACAAUUCCAUGUUCCCAACCUUGUGGGAACAGUUUGGAGCGGGCCCCUUCCUCUUCCAACAUGGCUGUGCACCAAGCAAGGUCCAUAAAGACAUGGAUGACAGAGUCUGGUGUGGAUGAACUUGACUGACCUGCACAGAGUCCUGACCUGAACCCGAUCGAACACAUUUUGGAUGUAUUAGAACAGAAACUGAGAGCCAGGCCUUCCCGACCAACAUCAGUGUGUGACCUCACCAAUGCGCUUUUGGAAGAAUGGUCUAAAAUCCCUAUAAACACACUCCGCAACCUUGUGGACAGCCUUCCCAGAAGAGUUGAACCUGUAAUAGCUGCAAAAGGUGGACCGACAGCAUAUUGAACCCUAUGGGUUAGGAAUGGGAUUGCAAAUGUGAGUCAAGGCAGGUGGCCAAAUAUUUUUGGCAAUAUAGUGUAUGUCUCCGGUUUUCCCAACAGUCCCAAAUUCCAAGGAAAUUCCCAUUCAAAUGAGUGGGAUUGUUUUCCUGUGACACAUGCUUACUAUUAGCAUGCUAACAUUAGUAUAGUAACUUUUUUAGCUAAUUUUGCAGCCGUACGUCUCAGUCAUAAUACUUGACACAUGUUAGCUUGUUUAGCUAAUUGUGCAGCCGUACACCUCAGAGUCAUACAACCUGGUACUUGACACACUUAACAUUAGCAUGCUAACUUUUUUAGCCAAUUGUGCAGCCGUAUACCUCAAAGCCAUGAAACCUGACAUUAGACACAUGCUAACAUUAACAUGCUAAACUUUUUACGCCAGAAUUUUUUCCUAAAUUUAUACGUUUUGUCUUAGUAAUCACGGAGUAUGUUACUUGGCGCCUUCUUGAAAGUAUGCUAAAACUCAUGUUAGCAUGCUGACCAUAUCAUGUUAAUGUUAGCAUUCUGACGCUUUGUUUGCAUUUCAGCCAGUUAUGCAUGUAUGUUUUAUAACUGUUACCCUGUUAGCAUGCUAAAUUCGGCAUGUUUACAUUUUAUGCUAGUAUUAUAGCCAAAUGUUUAUGUUUGUAGCUAAAAAUCUCCAAUUUCUUUACUUGUGACUCUCUUGGAAGUUUGUCAACUUUUUUAAUGUAAGCAUGCUAAACUUUUUUAUAGCUAAUUCUACACCUCAGAGUCAUAUUGAAUAUUCGUCUAUAAUAUUACAGCACACAAUUGACAAUUCCAUAUUUGGAAUAAGUUAAAAUCAAUUUAAAGUCCACCAGCUUUUCAGUUCCAUCGGCAAUUCAGUUCAGCUUCAGCAUUGGAAAAUUCACAUGCAGUUUCUAAUUUAUUUUUUCCCCCCACUACACCACUAUCUGCUGAAUAUGGUGGAAAUAUACGUUCUGGUUGCUUUGAAAGAUAUUAGAAUUACUCUUGCAUACUUUUUACAAGAAAUUGUCGAGUUUUACAUACUUGUUGAUCUUUAUUUGACAUUGAAAAACAAAGCAUUUUGGGUACAAUUUGGGUGCAAUUUCCAAUUGUAUUAAAUGAGUUUGGUUAAA
Nerophis ophidion (straightnose pipefish) is the source of this 3582-nucleotide messenger RNA. It is a transcript of the gene tspan33a, whose product is annotated as tetraspanin 33a. Lineage: Eukaryota; Metazoa; Chordata; Actinopteri; Syngnathiformes; Syngnathidae. Gene Ontology annotation, cellular component: membrane. Bases 122 to 958 code for a protein of 278 amino acids. The transcript has 9 exons. The record is from RefSeq and is a predicted model, not a curated record.